GUUACGACCGGAAGUUUAAGGUUUGACGCUUCAUGAAUUGACGCUGGCCUCCUGGCUUCUGCCUUUGAGCGGCUGCCCAGUUAGGACACUUUUCAAAGUUUUAUGGGAAGUGGCACUUGUUUGGAUUUUUUCUGCCAGUGUUAAGCGUUUUGUUGUAACAUUUUGUUAGCCGUGAGGGUGAGCUGCGUGCUGUGGAGCCCGGGAGCCGCAAACUAAUCCUGCAGCUGUCUGCCCCCAUACGGCGCAAGUGGCUCUCCAAUAUCAGACACAAGAACCAAGCAUACUAGCCUGCCACCUGCACCAGUCGAUCUCCCCUCGCCCCUCGCCCCUCACCCUGUCGCCCUGUAGCCCACCCGUCCACCCAGCUCCCAGCAGUCCCAGCAUCCCGUUUGCACCAUGAGCAUUCAGCCCCGGAGGAUCCGUCUGAAGCCCUGGCUGCUGGCCCAGGUGAACAGCGGCCGCUACCCAGGUCUGCAGUGGCUCAGCCCAGACCACCGGCUCUUCCAGAUCCCCUGGAGACACGCCACGCGCCAUCUGCCCAUGUCCGAGGAGGAGAACACCAUCUUUAAGGCCUGGGCUCUGGAAACGGGGAAAUACCAGGAGGGUGUGGAUGAGCCUGACCCAGCUAAGUGGAAAGCCAAUCUGCGCUGUGCCCUCAACAAGAGCCGCGAGUUCAAACUCAAGUAUGAUGGCACCAAGGAGACUCCGGUUCAGCCGUACAAAAUCUACGAGGUGUGCGACCAGCCAGGGAACGGAGACGCUGCUGAUGAGGAUGAUGAAGAGAUGCCGAAUCUGGUGGAUCUCUCAAUAAACCCCCGGAUCAGUGAUCCGCCCUCGUUCUCCAACUUCCCCACACACACAGAUGUGACCCACUUCAGCGCACCUGUCAAUGGCACAUUUGGCGCAGCCCAUGUCAUCCCUAUGCCUCUUCUACAGGACGGUAUGCACACCGAACCCAGCGGUGGUCUUCCCAUGACCUCUGACCUUCCUCAGCCGGACUUCCCGGCCCAGGUCCAGCUGGCGGGCAGUGUGGACCAGGGCGGCUUCAUGCAUCAUCGAGGGCUCCCUAAUGGGCUGGGCAUAGCUCCUCCUGGUCUCCCAGAGCUGCCCUCCAUGCCUCCCGCCGCUGCCUCUGCAACCCCUGGGCCGACCCCAAUGGAUGCCAGCUCCAUGCCAGGGGUCCAGACCCAGGGAGAGGCACAGGUCCAGCCUUGCAACCUGCUGAACAGCCUGCCAUUGACGGAUCUUGACCUGAAAUUCCAGUACCGUGGUCGUACAACAGGCUCUCUGACCGUUAGUAACCCCCAGGGCUGCCGGCUGUACUUUGGCCACCUGGAGCCCACCCCGGAGCAGGUGGACCUCUUUGGGCCUGUCACCCUCCAACAGGUCCUGUUCCCCAGCACGGCAGAAAUCCAGAACCAGAAGCAGAAGUUCUACACCGACGCCCUGCUGGAUGUGAUGGACCGAGGCCUGAUCCUGGAGAUUUGGGAGCAGGACAUCUAUGCGAUCCGACUGUGCCAGUGUAAGGUGUUCUGGUCCGGACCGGGGAUGCCCGAACAGGGCCCACCCAAUCCUAUGGAGCGAGAGAAGAAGAUCAAAGUGUUCAGCCUCAACAACUUUUUACAAGGGCUGAUCUUGUUCCAGAAGGGUGAAACCCAAAACCCUCCACCCUUUGAGAUAUAUUUUUGCUUUGGGGAAGACUGGCCAGACAAGAAACCUAAGGAGAAGAAACUUAUCAUUGUCCAGGUUGUGCCUGUAGUGGCACGGAUCUUGACAGAGAUGUUCUCUGGAGAACUCAGCUGGUCCACAGACAGCAUCCGCCUGCAGAUCUCCAACCCUGACGUGAAGGACCAGACAGUGGAGCAGUUUAAGGAACUGCAGAGGCUUCUCCAGAGCCAGCAUAUUCAGGGGCCCUGGGCUCCAAAUGUACCCUGAACCAGAGGGUCAAAGACUGGUGAUGACUGGUUUUCCACAGGUCCUGCAUCAUGACUCCACACAAGGACUCAGGGAGACUCCUCAGAGCCUGAGGCUCGCCUCACCACAAAGAAUUCUUCCAGUGGGGUCCCUAGACCCUUCAUUUAUGUGUGUUGUCAACAUUGAGCCUAUUUUCUGUUUCCACGCUAUGGGCAACAAGGGAGGCUGCCUGGUGCAGGUCCAGUUGCAUCUAUAUAGCUGUCUGCAGCUGCAGUUUUUGACAGGAAAAUCAAGUAUCUUGGCACAUUGUUUUGAUGAGAUAACAUAGCUAGCAACCAGUAAUUGAGUAGCACUGAUCAAAAAUAAGCAGAAAAGGGUAUAAUGGAUGCAACCAUUAUACAAAAGCAGUGUUUCUGAGACAUGUAUUCUUGUAGCCUUUAAAUGAAAUUUGUUAACUGGGAAACUUUGAGUUCCUGUAAAUAAUACAUUUCUUCAUUUGGCACUUUGUAAGCAGAAAUCUGUUAAUGGCAAAUGACCCUGAAACAUACAGCUGUGGCCACCUUGCUGACAACGUCGACCUGCAACACAUCAGCCAAGUUUCCCUGGCCACUCACCUCUAUAGGAAAUGGAAGACUUGUUGAUCAUUUUUUUCAGUGAAUGUAGGGUAACUCCUCUGAAUCGGGAGCUAACACUUCAGUUAAAUGCUGUGCUGUAUGGAGGUGUUGGAUGACCUACACACUGUAUUUUAAUUUCUCUUUGGUAAUUUCAAUAGCAAAUAAGGCUCCCAUUUGAUUUUUUUUUUUUUAAGGAUUUCAAUAAAUACCACUGCAGUAUUCUUUUGUA
Molecule: messenger RNA, 2757 nt
Organism: Myripristis murdjan (pinecone soldierfish)
Lineage: Eukaryota; Metazoa; Chordata; Actinopteri; Holocentriformes; Holocentridae
Gene: irf5
Product: interferon regulatory factor 5
Exons: 9
Coding region: 397-1935 (512 amino acids)
Biological process (GO): immune system process; regulation of transcription by RNA polymerase II
Cellular component (GO): nucleus
Molecular function (GO): RNA polymerase II cis-regulatory region sequence-specific DNA binding; DNA-binding transcription factor activity, RNA polymerase II-specific; protein binding
Source: RefSeq, a predicted model, not a curated record